AUGCGGCGUCGCGCGGCAGGUGAGUUUGCGGUGCGUCCACUCCCUCUCGCCCAACCUCUCCCACUCACCACUCUGCCCCUCCCUGCCCUCCGCGCGCAGGCAUGCAGCGCGCAGCGCGGAGCGGCGCGGCCGGGGUCGAUCCUGGCGGGGUUCGAGUAUCCGGAGCACGUGUGCGGGGUGGCGUGGCGCGACGAGUACGUGCAGCUGCACGCGCGCAUCAGAGCCGCCAGCCGCGACGCGUGGAACGCGCGAAAGCCACCAGGUAGCGUGGGGCGGUGGGGCGGAGCACGUGACGAUGCGGCCUGCCGCCACAUCGCGCAGGCGCCUGGCGGACCACUAUCCCCCGACGACGGCAGGCCCGCGGAGCCUGCAGCAGCGGACGACUCUUCAGCAGCUGACGCGCCGGCAGUGCGCUUUCUGACGUACGGCACGUGCGGGGGGAUCGGCGACUACCUGAUCGGGCUGGUGUCCAUCUUCCCCGCCGCGCUGCUGGACCGCCGCGCGCUGCUGGUGGCGCAGCCGUGCAUGCACGCCGCAUUCCACUCUCCGCAUAUCGACACGGCGCUCUCCCCCGACGUGCCCAUGGGGGGCCGCCCGCUGCUGCGCGCCACGCCCCUGGACGCCCUCAAGCCCGCGAGGGACGGCGCCGGCAACGGCGCGGGCGCGGGCGGCAGCAACGGCGACGGCGGGGGUGGCGGUAGCAGCGAGCAGCGCGUGGAGUGGCAUGCACCGCCGUGCGAGCGGCUGGAGGGGAACCUGAGCGCGGAGGUAAAGGACAGCAGCGCAGUGCCGUGUUUCAACAUGGUGGGGCAGAGCUUUGGCAUCCAGGACCUGCAGCGCCACAGCGCACUGAGCAACUACCGCAUGCGGUAUAAUCACGGGCUGCUCAUCACCACGUUGUUGCUGGACGAGGGGCCGUGGGCUGCCGCGCUGAGGCGGCUGGGGUUCAAGAUCGCGUAUGGGUUCGGAUGCAUUCUCAGAUUCCUCUUCAGUCCGCGGCCCGAGGUGUGGCAGCUGGUGGCGGGGAUAGAGGAGCAAGUGUGGGGGGAGGGCGUGGUGCGGGUGGCGGUGCACCUGCGCGUGCCGGACCAGACGGUGUGGCACUUCGAGGGCACGCCUGUAGAGACAUCGCAGCAGCAGCUGGAGGAGCUCCUCGCCGAGGCUAACAGCACGCUGCAGUGCGCUCAGACGGUGGAGGAUUUCUGGUACCCGCCUCCCCUGCAGGUGAAGUGGAUUCUCAUCACCAACUCGCACCCGCUCAAGCAAGCGCUUAAAGCCAAGUACCCAGAUAAGGUAUGCCCCCCCUCAUGCUCCUCUCUGUCCCUUCCCACCCCCGCCCACUCUCAUGCUCCUCUCUGUCCCUACCCACCCCCUUCAUCUGCCUCCCUCAUUCUCCUUCCUCUCAUCCCCGUCUCUCACUUCCCUCUCUUCCUCUUGCCUUGCCACAUCCCUCCUCUUGACCUCAUGUGA
Closterium sp. Yama58-4 is the source of this 1470-nucleotide messenger RNA. NCBI's taxonomy places the organism in Eukaryota, Viridiplantae, Streptophyta, Zygnematophyceae, Desmidiales, Closteriaceae. The record is from the annotation of a GenBank genome assembly.